AAACUUCGCACUGUAUCAAAAGGAUGAAAACAGUUUUAUACGUUACGUAUAAGAUAUUAUUACUUCACUCGCUUUAUGGGCACUUUUUCCCAAUGGAUUUGCAUAAUCAUCUUCUCUACAAAGCGAUAUGUACACUGUUUCUUCUGAUUUUAAAAUCAAACUUAAAUUCUCCAUGUGAUCGGGCUGAAUAUGAAACAGAUGGACAAUGUUGUCCUAUGUGUCCACCUGGCACUCGGGUUUACAGACAGUGUACAGAGUUCACCAGUACUUCCUGUGUACCAUGUAUUGGAUCCACUUUCACCAACAAACCAAAUGGUCUGAGUUACUGCUUUCCCUGUACAGUGUGUGACCAAGGUCUUCUUGUAAAGACAGUAAAGGAGUGUACAGCCUCUUCAGACACAGUGUGCGGAGUCCUGGAAGGGAACUAUUGUAUUGAUCCUUAUGGGGGAGGAUGUAGAGCAGCACAGAAACACACAACCUGCAAACCUGGACACUUCAUCAGACAACCUGGAACAGACUCUGCUGACACUGUGUGUGAGAACUGCCCUGAAAACUCUUACUCAAAUGGGUCUUCUACAUCCUGUACACCACACACAAACUGUGAAUCCAAAGGACUUUCCCCAGUCAAGCCAGGAAACAGUGUGUCUGACUCUCAAUGUGGACAGAAUGGGGGUCCUGUGAUAGCUUGGAUUGUAGUUGGAAUAAUUUUUGUGUUAUCACUAGUUGGAGGCGGAGUUGCACUGUGCAUAUUCAGGUUCAGCACAAAGAAAACCAACUCUAGUCCAUCGGGGCCGUUAAAACAGGAUCAGCAGGAAAGGCCACUCAAGCAACGAGAAGAAACUGAAGUUGAUGAGACACGUAUUCCUGCUCAGAUCCCCACAAAUUGUGGAAUAAACAAAGAAAGGAAAUUUUGCACUGAAUUAAAUAUCUCACCUCAGUCUGUUGAGGAUAGAUCAGACAGUGAAGAUGUGACAACUGGUGACUUCCGUAAUGUCUUAUAAGAAGAUGGAAAAGAAUCAGGAGGCUCUGAAGCCCAUGAAAUAUCACCCACUCACUCAUGACCCAUAACCACUUAUCCAAAGGCAGGGUUGCAGCAGUCUGGAGCCCAUCCUGGAAGCACAGGGCACUUGGCUAUUCAGUGUUCAUCUGGCCAGGAUGCCAGUCCAUCAUAGGGCAAUGACACACACAUUAAGGGCAAUUUAAUGUUUCCAA
Molecule: messenger RNA, 1212 nt
Organism: Scleropages formosus (Asian bonytongue)
Lineage: Eukaryota; Metazoa; Chordata; Actinopteri; Osteoglossiformes; Osteoglossidae
Product: tumor necrosis factor receptor superfamily member 14-like
Exons: 9
Coding region: 24-1001 (325 amino acids)
Biological process (GO): positive regulation of cytokine production involved in immune response; positive regulation of peptidyl-tyrosine phosphorylation; negative regulation of alpha-beta T cell proliferation
Cellular component (GO): external side of plasma membrane
Molecular function (GO): protein binding
Source: RefSeq, a predicted model, not a curated record